AAUCAAGUUGGGUCAUAAGUAGGAAGAGUUUCACUCGUGUUCUGUGAAUACUGAUCAGGACGACCAUUGUGGCAGAUUCAUACAGCCAGAUUCUCGGUUGCAUCAGGGGGUUCCAACUUCCAGUCUGUGGCCUGUAAGGAACCAUGAGUGGCAAGGCCUCCAGCACCGUAGUCAGGAUCCUUCUGUGUCCUCUGGAUAUCUGCAUUUUGAAAUGGGAGACCUGCGGAGGUGCCUGAACAGCGGAGAAUAUGGAGCACUGAAAGAUUGUGAUCUGUAUGAAAGCAAUUUUUUACAGGUUACCAAGGCAGGAGAUAUUGCCACCAGAGUCACCAUGGGCAUCGCUGCCAGUAGCCCACAUCUAGAGAUGCCUGAUCUUAUGCUGCUGGCACGGCCAGUUCCCUGCCUAACAGAAUGGUGUGUAUGUCAGUGUCCUGAGGCGCUGCCUUUCGCAGAUGAGGAGCUGCAGCUGUUUGCGCUUCUGCCCUUGAAAUUCGUUCGUCUCUAUAUCCAUGAUGAAUCACGGUUCCAGCUCAAAGUCCGUCUGGCGAAUGGCCGCACUUUUUAUCUGCAGCUUCUAGCACACCCCCUCAAGCAGGAUGAGAUCUUUGGGCACUGGAUACGGCUGCUAUACCGCUUGCGCUUUUACCGCAAUGAUGCCCCCCUUACUUAUGAAAAGGAGACUGCACUGCAUCAUCGUAGAAAUACCUUUAAUUAGGAAGAGGAAAAGGAGCAAUUUUUCCUGGUAAAGAAGAAGACGCCGCCGCUCAGGGGAACCAAGGAUUUCUCUAUCCCCUCAUAGUCAUACACACUAAUACAAAGUAAGGUUCUCCUCCCAGCAGAAGCUCACAGUGUUGGAUACUUUCCUCCCCACAUGAAGUUACUGCAAAUUCCCCACUCACUUACCCCAUCAAUAAAUGAAUGGACAAAA
This is a messenger RNA of Pantherophis guttatus, 928 nucleotides long. Its product is annotated as Golgi-associated RAB2 interactor protein 5A-like. Gene Ontology annotation, cellular component: nucleus. The record is from RefSeq and is a predicted model, not a curated record. Lineage: Eukaryota; Metazoa; Chordata; Lepidosauria; Squamata; Colubridae.